AUGUCUCAACAUCCUUCGUCAUCUGGUUCCAAAUCCUCCCAACAUGCAAAGACUUCAUCCAUGGAGUUUGUAGAUGAAGACGUAAUGGACGUCACUCCUCUGUGCAUGAUACCGGGCGACACCACAGGUACCUCCUCCAAUGCUGGAGAUACGCAAGGUAAUACCUCUGGUAACUCCUUUCUUCCCAAAGACAUGUAUUACACUGAUCGCGCUAUAAGGAGACUGGUUACUGGAAUAUUGAGUGAAGGACAUAAAGUUGAAGGGGUCUCUACCCCUCUGUCUAGAAGGGAACCCUCUCCUGAGAGAGAACCCCAUGCUGAUAAAGAUGAUGAUUCAUCUAGAUCAGAAAAAGAGGUGGCUGCUGAAGGGCUUUUCUCUCUAGCUGAGAAACUGAGAGCUGCUAGAGUGAAAAAGACUGCAGGAGUAGGACCCUCAAAACCCUGGAGUAAGGUUGAGGUUGGAAAAAGAAAAGAAAGAGACAGCUCUGAUUCUGAGGUGGAUGUUAAAGACGAUGUCCUAGACAUCUCCCCUGCAAAAAGGCAGGCUGUUCAGAAAUCUCCUGGCAAGGCUGCUGCUGUUCAUCUAGACAAUAUCUCUUUUCAUUUGGAAGAUGGAGCAGCAAAGUGGAAAUAUGUCAUUCAGAGAAGAGUAGCCAUUGAAAGAGAACUUGGACAAGAAGCUGUAGAGGUAAAGGAGAUAUUCAUGACAAGAACAGCAGGGAGUUUUGCAAAGUAUUUGUAA
Molecule: messenger RNA, 741 nt
Organism: Lathyrus oleraceus (garden pea)
Lineage: Eukaryota; Viridiplantae; Streptophyta; Magnoliopsida; Fabales; Fabaceae
Exons: 3
Coding region: 1-741 (246 amino acids)
Source: RefSeq, a predicted model, not a curated record